AACAAAAAUCUCUCAAUUUUGAGUUUUCCAUGGAGAUAGAGGAGAAGCAAAACCCUAAUUCUCAUGAGCGUCUCAGGCGAGUUACACCCAAAUCCUGGUCGGAGCUUCCUCUAGAUCUCUUGAGUUCGGUGUUUGAAUGCCUAAGUUUUGCUAAUUUCAACCGAGCCAAGUCCGUGUGUUCGUCUUGGUACUCUGCUUCGAGACAAUCCGUGCCCACAAAUCAGAUCCAUUGGCUCAUUCUCUUCCCCGAAGAAAACAAUGAUAACAAUUCAUGCACGUUGUUCAAUCCCGAUGAAAAAGACAAACUUUACAAAACGCAAGAUGUUGGUGAGGAAUUUGCAAAGAGUAUUUGUAGGGCAACCUAUGGAAGUUGGCUCCUUAUGCAAGAUCCUCUGUUUACUCUCUACAUUGUGAAUCUCUUUACCCGCGAGAGGAUCAAUCUACUUCCCGUGGAGUUAUUGUGGGAAGGUUAUGAGUUAGGCGUUUCAAGUCGCAAAGGACGAAUGAAGUCCAGAGGUGGGUAUGUACGAUCUCCUGUGUUUUGGAUUGACGAGAAAACCAAAGAUUAUGUUGUUCUUUGGGGACUUAGAGAUUGGUGUGUAUUUUAUUCCAAGAAAGGAGAUACCUCUUGGAAUCAAAUCCCCCAAACUCCAGAUUGUUUCGAUAUGGUUUACAAGGAUCACAAGCUUUACUUCAUAGGCUACUUCCAUAGUUUCAAAAUCUUCGAUCUUUCUGGAGAGAUUCCACAACAAAUCUUUGAAUGGAGUGUUUUCGUAGACCGUAGUUCCUUACGUGGACGGGGCGUUUGGGCCACAACACUUGUAGUCACACUCACAGGAAAAUCCCUCAAGGUUGAAAGAGUGAAGAGGGACUGCUGCUUCCAGGUUUUCGAUAUUUCUUCAGGAAGACGGAUUAAUUCUCUGGGAGAUGAGUCAAUUCUUUUGGAUCAAGGCAUCACUGUGUCCGCCAAUGACACUAAUGGAUUCAUUAGAAAUUCCAUCUAUUUCAAUAAUGCUUAUCAAAAGCACGCAACCGACAUGUUUAUCUUCAAUCUUGAGACACGUAAGACGGAGCCGCUGCACACAUUUGAUAGUUUUUCAUUUCAAUUCUCUAGAGCUCAAUGGUUCGUACCUAGUUUCACGCUUACAUGAUGUUGAUCUCAACUACGUUUUUCUCUUCAAUAUUAUGUGUUCUUUCAGUGCUGAUUUUGAAUAAAAGAUUUUAACA
Arabidopsis lyrata subsp. lyrata is the source of this 1227-nucleotide messenger RNA. RefSeq names its product putative F-box protein At4g22170. The transcript has a single exon. NCBI's taxonomy places the organism in Eukaryota, Viridiplantae, Streptophyta, Magnoliopsida, Brassicales, Brassicaceae. Gene Ontology annotation, molecular function: protein binding. Bases 30 to 1151 code for a protein of 373 amino acids. The record is from RefSeq and is a predicted model, not a curated record.